This is a messenger RNA of Poecilia reticulata (guppy), 771 nucleotides long. The record is from RefSeq and is a predicted model, not a curated record. NCBI's taxonomy places the organism in Eukaryota, Metazoa, Chordata, Actinopteri, Cyprinodontiformes, Poeciliidae.
CACGAGGUUUUGGUAUCCUCGGCAACAUCACGAAAUUAGCCGCUCUUUUGGUUGUUAAGAAGAUUAUAAUAUACCCAUUUAAUUUGGUUUGUGUUGCUGCCACUGUUCUCUGAUUAUAGACGAUCAUUUUAAUUCUUGACAUUUCUACCAGACAUCGACACAAAAGAGGAAUGUAAAGCAACUAGCAGCAAAACGAACACUUUACUGCUUCCCAAGCAGAGCUAGCCAAAGAAACAUUUUUCCUCUGUUCUCUUUGUUAGGAAAUAAACAAUGACAACCCUGACAAGACAAGACCUUAACUUUGGACAAGUGGUUGCUGAUAUUUUGUGUGAGUUCCUGGAGGUCGCCAUUCAUCUCAUCCUGUACGUGCGUGAAGUCUAUCCCUCUGGAAUAUUUCAGAAGAGGAAGAAAUACAAUGUACCCGUGCAGAUGUCUUGUCACCCUGAGCUGAAUCAGUACAUCCAAGACACUUUACAUUGUGUGAAGCCGCUCAUCGAGAAGAACGAUGCAGAGAAGGUGGUCGUGGUCAUCAUGGACAAAGAGCAUCAUCCGGUCGAGAGAUUUGUGUUUGAGAUCUUCCAACCUCCUCUGCUGUCAAUCAGGUUUCCGUCCUCAUUUUGGACCAGCAAUACCCGAAAAGAUUUUCCAUGGAUCGUCGYAGACGAGCAGGAAGUUCACAUGAAGGAGCCGAGACUCAUUCCACUGAAGUCCAUGACGUCCGACAUAGUGAAGAUGCAGCUCUACGUGGAGGAGAGAGCCCAGAAAACGUAG